Messenger RNA from Leishmania braziliensis MHOM/BR/75/M2904, 1671 nucleotides. Its product is annotated as putative translation initiation factor eIF2B subunit-like protein. Lineage: Eukaryota; Euglenozoa; Kinetoplastea; Trypanosomatida; Trypanosomatidae. The record is from RefSeq and is a predicted model, not a curated record. The transcript has a single exon. The coding region runs from base 1 to 1671 and encodes 556 amino acids.
AUGUCGUCGUCCGCGGAGGAAAAGGAGGCAAAGAAGCAGGCAGAGCUUCGGCUGGCUGGGAGCGACUCCGAAGAUGCGCGUGCCGCUGUGAAGGCGCAGCGCGAGCUGAAGAAGAAGCGCGAUGCACUGCGAAAGGUACAGAAGAAGAUCAAGGCGGGCGGCAGUGAUGCCAACACCUCCGCCGCUACGGAGGAGGCGGCGGCACUGGUCGCCGAGAUCGACCGCCUCGAAGCCCUGAGCGGGGCACCGUCAGCGCCGUCUACGGUGCACAUUGCGUCCGCUCCGCUCACCACGACCCCUGCGACGGCUGUAGCCUCGCCAGCAGCGUUGGUUACUGUCGCAGCCGAUAGGGGCAGCAGGGUCAAAGCUAAGAAGAGCGCUGAGCCUGCGAAGGAGAUCACUGAGGAGGAGCGGGCGGCGUCAGCGAAGAGAUUGCACGACCUCGUUCAACGCGCCAUGGAUGCCAACCGACUCACGUGUUUGCAUGUGCCACCGCACGACGGCGUCGUGCACCCCCGCAUUGCGGAGUUAGCUGUGCUGAUGGAGCAAAUGCUUCUCGUGGGUGGCAGUGCGCGUGCUUUGGCGCUCAUCUCUGCCUUCCGCGAGCUCAGUCGCGCAACAACUGUCCUCGCCGUGCCCUCGCUGAACGAGGUGGACACAACCGCCUUUGAAAAGCUUAUCCAGAUCAACUUUGACUUUGUGCGUCGCAAGCGGGAGGCCUCGGCCAGCAUGCGCCACGUGAAGGAUGUGCUCGUGCGCCGCUUCGUCGCGUUGAGGGAUGAGGUAAUUCACCCCAAACCGAAUAUGGCUGAUCUCAUUAAGGACCUCGGUGAUCCGCGUGAAGUGACACUGAAGAUACUGGACGUCAUCGAGGCUGAGCUGAAGAUGUCUUUCAAGAGUAUUGUGGAGGAUCGCUCGCUCCCGUACGUCUCGAACAGCGACACUAUCUUAGUGUUUGGUCGCAGUAGUCUGGUCGAGUACAUUCUCUUAUCCCGCUCACGCGACCCACAGCGCAAGCCAAAGCGUGUCAUUGUCAUCGACUCGGCGCCGCUCUUUGAGGGCAGGCAGCUGGCCGAGAAGCUCUCGAGCGCUGGCAUUGGUGUUACAUACGGCCUCAUCACGGCAUGCUGCACACUGAUGCCCAAGUGCACGCGCGUAUUCAUGGGGGCCUCGGCUGUGCUGCAGAACGGGGACAUGUUUGGCCGCUGCGGCAUGGCGCUGGUGGCGGCCUGCGCGAAGCUGUUCCGCAAGCCUGUGCUAUGCUUUAGUGAGAGCUACAAAUUUGUGCCAGAGGUGUGGGUGGGAAAUUUGGCCCAGAACACGAAGCUCGCGGACAUGCGGCCUGCCGCCGACGUGCACGGCAGCGAUACAGGCACGCACAGCCCGCUUGUUUACCUCACCCCACCCACGCUAUCUCCUCCUCAGCUACGUGCGUCUGGAGGUUGGGGUACACCGGCGCGGAGUGCCGACUUCUUCGCACGCAGCGGCGGCGGUGUCUCAGCCUCGUUCUCGUCGAGUGCCUCUGGCUACCUUUACGACUUGACACCUGCCUCGAACGUAGACAUGAUCAUCUGCGAGAUGGGAUGCCUGCACACGUCCGCCAUCGUGGCAGCCAUUAAGGAUCGUGAGGGCCGCGACACGUCACAGCUCGUGAAUCUUGUUCGGGGCUGA